This is a messenger RNA of Thlaspi arvense, 852 nucleotides long. Lineage: Eukaryota; Viridiplantae; Streptophyta; Magnoliopsida; Brassicales; Brassicaceae. The record is from the annotation of a GenBank genome assembly.
AUGGGAGAGCGAAAGGUGCUUAAUAAGUAUUAUCCGCCGGACUUCGAUCCGUCGAAGCUUCCACGGCUCCGGCGACCAAAGAACCAGCAGAUCAAGGUUCGUAUGAUGCUUCCCAUGAGUGUCCGAUGCGGUACCUGCGGAAAUUAUAUCUACAAGGGAACCAAAUUCAACUCCCGUAAAGAAGACGUCAUUGGCGAGACAUAUCUGGGGAUUCAGAUCUUUAGAUUCUACUUCAAGUGCACCAAGUGCUCUGCAGAGCUGACAAUGAAGACGGAUCCACAGAAUUCUGAUUAUAUUGUCGAAUCUGGAGCAAGUCGUAAUUAUGAACCCUGGCGUGCAGAAGACGAGGAGGUUGAUAAGGAACAACAGAAAAGAGAUGCCGAGGAGAUGGGGGACGCAAUGAAGUCUUUGGAGAACAGGACUUUGGAUUCUAAAAGAGAAAUGGACAUUAUAGCCGCACUUGAUGAAAUGAAAUCAAUGAAGUCUAGACACGCCACUGUUAGCGUAGAUGCAAUGCUGGAGGCUUUGCAAAGAACAGGCGCCGAGAAGGUAAAACGAAUAGAAGAAGAAGAUGAAGCAGUUAUAAAGUCGAUAUUUGGUAAGAGAAAGGCAUCAGAAGAAAGUCCAAGCAACCCCACAGAUAUUUUGACUAGUUCUUCUGCAGAAAAUCCGAAGGAGCCCAAGAAACGAGCUACCAGCAAACAACCCUUCAAAUCCGUUCAAAUAAAAGUCAUCAAGAAGCAAUCUCAACCAACUCCUGCAAAACCAGAGGAGAAGAAGAGCGAUGGUGUGCCUAACACUGGAUUAUCAUCUUUAUUCCAGAACUAUGGCAGUGACGAAGACGAGGAUUGA